AUUGUCUUCAUUUAUCAGUACAUCAGAACGGCAAAGUAUUGCUAGCGCUGAUAGAAAGGGUAAAGAACAGAUGGGGAGACAACCCGAUAUUAUGUUUGUAUUAAAAUAUUUAGAGGUCUUCUUUGAGCUUCUAUACGUAGAAUGUUCACGAUUAUACUGCACUCAGCAGAAAAAGAAGAAUGAUGAGAUAAAGUUAUGGCGCGAGACAAAUGAUGGUGCAAAGGAUAAAGCUAAUGUGCAUCGAUAUUACCAUUUACAAUUUGCUGAAAUUCCUGUACAAUUAUCUGAUGCAAACGUUGUAGCUAAAUUUAUAGAAACCCUUUUACGUAACAUAUUAAUUAUAAAUGUAUCCCUGCUAUAUCAUGCGUCUAUCUUCACAUCGCAAAGACAAAUGGAAGAUAGUACUACAGUUUCUACUUCACGAGAUGAUUACUAG
Molecule: messenger RNA, 436 nt
Organism: Ambispora leptoticha
Lineage: Eukaryota; Fungi; Glomeromycota; Glomeromycetes; Archaeosporales; Ambisporaceae
Source: the annotation of a GenBank genome assembly